CAUUUUCGUAAAUUAAACCUCAAUUAAACGUCGACACGCUGAAAUUUACCAAAUCCCACCGGAAAAAUGUAAAAUCUAAUAAGCAUGUACCAUUAAUAGGUUAUUGUUUCAUGUAUGUGAGAAUGUAAAUUAAAGAUGAAUGUUUUACACAAAAAAUUCAGUGUUCGAUUGUUUUGUUUGUGAUUGUUAUAUUUGUUUCUGCACAAUGUCCUCGAAUAAUUUAAUAAAGUCCGCAGGUGGAAUGGAUCAAAAUGAUAAUAAUAUGUGUAACAAACAUGCGGCACGUUGUGAUAAAGAACACCACCGCCCGUCAAACCUGAGUAAGCGUGAGUUGGAGGACUUGUACUAUUCCUUACUAGACAGUAAUUUGGAGUUGAAGCGAACUAUCAAUGCCCAAAAUGAGAAGAACCGAAUACUGUCAACCAAAGUGCAGAGAAUGACGUCUCUGACAAAAACUUAUACGGGCAGGGAUUGCUGUGCUGCGGCCAAAGCUGUUAUCAGUGAACAAAGAGCAGGAAUAGCAGAUUUAACAAAAGCAAACGAAGCCUUAGCAGAUAGAAUCCGAAAGCUUAGCAUGCAGCUGUGUACGGCCAGACAGUUUCUGAAACAGAAUCACGGUAACCGGAGCUACAAGAGUUUUUCUAACACACAUAAUUCUCUCAAAAUCAAUUCUUCAAUGUCGUUGCAAAAUAAAUCGUCAGUGGCUGAACAAGAUCCACCUUCAACAAGGACAGCUGAAACGAAUACUUUAGUAAAUGACCAGGAGAAAGUUGAAAAGAAAGACGCGGAAACGGUGUGCAGCGUAAUCAAAUGCAGAUCUAUAGAGGAACAGUUUAAGCAAAAAAUAGAAGAACUAGAAGAGGAACUAGCUAAAACACAUUCGGAGUAUUCGAGCCGCAUGACACAAUUAGAAAACCAGGUGUCGCGGCUGCAAUCUGCCGUUAUGCGCGCGCGCAGCGAGCAGAGUUUACGCAACAAGGAUUCCUUGGAGCUCGUGCGCGGACACAUCUCUGAAGCAGAGAAAGCGGAGUUAGAAACACAGUUGUCAAUCGAGAAACGAAAAGUGGCUGAGUUGCAGAUGCAGGUCAAGGCGGCAGAAUUAUCUGAACAGGUCGCCAAGACUGUCGAAAAUCAUCUCAGCACCACUUAUCCACGGGAAGAGAAGCAAUUACGCCAAACGAGCCCUGAACGAUGCAGCGCUUGUUCUAAUAUGAUCAUAGGUGAAACUUCGCCACGGCCCGUGCCGACUAUAACGUUGACUAAAACCCCGAAUGAGCUAACAGUCCCAGACGACAAACUGUCCAAAUCAGAUGAUUCGGGUUACGCCGACCAUCGACAAGAAACCGACACUGAAGAAAAGAAUAAUAAGACCAAUCUAGAGUUGAUGAAAAGGAUUGAGGAAAUUCAAGCGCAAUUAGACGCCUUGCAAUUAGCAAAGCCCGUGCCGACUACAACGUCGACUAAAACGCCUAAUGAACUAACAGUCCCAGAUGACAAACUGUCCAAAUCAGAUGAUUCGGGUUAUGCCGACCACCGACAAGAAACUGACACUGACGAAAAGAAUAAUAAGACCAAUCUAGAGUUGAUGAAAAGGAUAAAGAAAAUUCAAGCGCAAUUAGACUCUUUACACUUAGCAAAGCCCGCCCCGACUACAACGUCGACUAAGACGCCGAAUGAGCUAACAGUCACAGACGACAAACUGUUCAAAUCAUAUGAUUCGGGUUACGCCGACCAUCGACAAGAAACCGACAGUGAUGAAAAGAAUAAUAAGACCAAUCUGGAGUUGAUGAAAAGGAUAAAGGAAAUUAAAGCGCAAUUAGACGCCUUACGAUUAGCAAAGGCUGAAAAGGAUAACGCUGAACAAGAAUCAUCUUUCUAUUCUAAAUCAAUUGAUUACAACUACAAAUCUGACGAUGAACAAAGAAUUAAAGAUAAAAAUAUCUCGGCAAAACCAACACGAAUAUCCAUUUCUGAACGUGAAGCUAUAGUAAUAAAAUUACCAAGUGAACCUGAAAGUACAGUUGAAGUAACAUUUGAUAAUGAAAGAAAAACUGACACAAUACAGAACAAAGAAAAACUAAAUGCGACGAUUGAAACGGAUACAACUACUAAAGAUAAUGAAUAUCCGUAUAGAGAAAUAUAUGUUAGGAACGAUUCUAAUUCAGAUAAAAGUAAUGAAACUCAGGUAAACAAUUCACAUCAACAAGUUGUUGAAAUCUGCCCUGUUGAAUGCGAAUGCCCCGAUGACAAUAAUGAUCAAUUUGUUAAUAACAAUUGCCCUGUUAAAUGCGAAUGCCCCGACGACAAUACUGAUCAAGUUGUUGAAAAAAAUUGCUGCCGCGACGGUCUUGAAACAAAUACCUUGACCGAAAGAAAUGAGACCAAAAGUCCGGAAAAUUGUUUAAGUCCUAUGGUUAAUAAAGAUCAGCUAUUGAAUUAUCCAAAAAAAAUAGAACAAGGAGACAACUUGCAAAAAGAGGUUGUAAUUGUAAAACCAAAACCUGUCAAUUAUCAUGACAAAUCUAAAACAAAAAUACCACCAAUCGAUGAACAGGAUUCAAGUGUCAAAUAUUCUUCUAUCGUUCGUACUCCAAAAAAAUAUGAUGAUAAUUACCAGCAAAUACCAGGGCCUAUACCACCUAUCAGUGACUCAGCAACUAAACGAAGAUUUUCUUUAACAAAGAGAAAGGCUAAACCGGCCAAAGACCAAGGUAAAGAUGAUAGAAAUAAAAAAGUUAAUAAGAAAGAUAAAAAGGCUUUGAAACAUGAUCAAAAAGAUGUAAACGUUGCACGUAAAGUGGAGCCUAACGAAACAAUUGGGUAUAACGGAACAGGGGAACUUAAAAGUCAAGAAUAUGAGAAUGAGAAAUUGCCACUGGAUGUUACUCCUAAAAAUAAUGAUAUAAGAAGGAUUUAUGAAUAUGAUUUUUGCCAGCACCACGUGACAUUCUGCACUUGCCCCGAAAAGUCCGGUCCAUCUCUCUCCCUAUUCCGUUCAUGCAGUGGGAGUCAGAUCCUCGCAACCCUGCAUAAGGACAGCAGGUUUAGGAGAUGCAGUUGCAGUGAGAGAACGACUCACAAUUGCUCAAUUUUAAGAGCUCCUAUUGGCUCGUCGACACCCAAAGCAGAAAGGCCUCCUCUCAUGUCUCCACAUACUUAUACCAUAGAUAAGUCUCGAGACUCACGAGCCAACAGUCCGGCGAACACGGAACAUGAGAUAUCAGUUAUGACUGACUUGCCUUCAGAAAACGAUGACCUAUCUAACAGACUGUCUCCCGGCGAGCAUAGAACUGUAUCUACCAGCACCAGCACGAAAGCGACACCGCGAGAAGGAUACACACUGAGCGAAGGCGAAGUACCGGUCUAUCAAGAACGCAGGACAUCCAAGUCCCUAGGAGAGGUUCGAAGAAACGACUACGCGAAAGAAGACUCUUCAUUUGGCGAGCAAAGAUCUCCGACGCAGAAAAUGGAGGCGAUGUUGCAAGUGAUCUCUCAAGAGUUGGCUCGCUGCCGCUCGCUGCUGCAGACCCAAAGGCCGCAGGAGCAGAAGAAGGCUGUCACAGUCGACCCCGUCUCCUUGGUGCUCCGGAAAACUGAGGGAAAGUCCCAAUUUGAUGGCACAGUGGCGCCAUCUUGCUUAUUCACGAUGCAUGUUGUGACUGUCGUGCUUUCUGAUGAGGCGAUAUUAAGAUCUCGGGACACUAACUUGGUUCUUAAAUGGGUCUUUGAGCGCAAAACCACCAUGACGCCCUUGAGCAAAGGCCGCGUCACCUACUUCGAUUUUUCCACGCAGUACGAGUUCCAGUUGACUAAGGAAAUGGAAGAAUACUUGAAAAAUGAAGACAUGCUGAUAGUGAUUUGCGAGAUGGACAGCGCUAAGGAGCCGUUUGCCACAUGCGCGUUGCCGCUGCGACAAGUGAUACUGAACGUCAACAGGAGGGUUGACAUGUCUUUACCGUUGAGAGCUGGUCCAUGUCUGAAGGAGAAGCCAACAGGCUUACAAGUUAACGACGACGUCGGUGUGCUAGACGUCUGGUGCAUGCUGGUUUGCAAAUAGAAACAACUAGCUGCCUGUAAAACUAUCGCUCAGAAUUCGGGGAGUGGGUGAGCCGUGUUGCGGUGCCGGCGCUGCUGCGACGCCGCAGACGGCUCAGCGAGCGGUGGGCGCGGGCGAGAACGCUUCAAGACAACAUGGAC
This is a messenger RNA of Cydia splendana, 4197 nucleotides long. RefSeq names its product titin homolog. The transcript is spliced from 27 exons. The coding region runs from base 140 to 4057 and encodes 1305 amino acids. The record is from RefSeq and is a predicted model, not a curated record. Lineage: Eukaryota; Metazoa; Arthropoda; Insecta; Lepidoptera; Tortricidae.